Messenger RNA from Camellia sinensis, 804 nucleotides. NCBI's taxonomy places the organism in Eukaryota, Viridiplantae, Streptophyta, Magnoliopsida, Ericales, Theaceae. The record is from RefSeq and is a predicted model, not a curated record.
AUGCCACCACUUUUUCAUAAUCACCCCUUAUCACACCAUGAGGCUGUACAUAAAGGUGAGGUUAGCAGUGUUCAACCCCUAAUCCCUGUCUGUGGGGAUAAUGUCCCCGUUUGGGAUGAAGAAAUACAGGCCAUGAAACUCCAACUACAGGGGGUCAUACAGAACAUACAGCAUAAGCCGUCCUCCAUUGUCAAUUCUCCUUUUGCCACCUCUAUCCGGGAUAAAGCUCAUCCCUCCAAGUUCAAGAUGUCAUCGAUCAACACCUUCGAUGGUAUUACUGAUCAUGUCGACCACAUGGAAGCGUAUCAGACACUUAUGAUCUUACACGCCUUUCCGAACGAAAUCAUGUGUUGCACCUUCUCCGUCACGUUAAAAGGGUCGGCGCGCCUUUGGUUUAGUCAGCUCCCUCCGAAUUCAGUUACUUCAUUUCGCCAGCUCAGCGAAUCAUUCUUAAGCCAUUUUAUCAGUACUCUGCGACAACGACACCCAGUCACCCAACUACUAAACAUUCGGCAGACCGCGGAAGAGUCGCUACGCAGCUAUGUCACCCGCUUCAACACCGAAGCCCUACAAGUGGAGGAGAAUGAUGACAAAGUCAUCCUCACCGCCUUCAUGGCCGAUUUACACCUAUCUGAUUUCCUUUUCUCCCUUUCCAAAAAUCUCCCGACCACCAUGGCCUCCCUUCUUACCAAAGCCCAAAAAUACAUGAAUGUCGAAGACUUCUUGGCAGCUCGUCAAGACUCCACAUUUAAACUCCCACCCUCCAAGGACAAAAAAAAAGAGCUUGAGUCACAUCCCCCGUAA